Molecule: messenger RNA, 1363 nt
Organism: Balaenoptera ricei (Rice's whale)
Lineage: Eukaryota; Metazoa; Chordata; Mammalia; Artiodactyla; Balaenopteridae
Gene: MTIF3
Product: mitochondrial translational initiation factor 3
Exons: 4
Coding region: 281-1330 (349 amino acids)
Biological process (GO): mitochondrial translational initiation; ribosome disassembly
Cellular component (GO): mitochondrion
Molecular function (GO): translation initiation factor activity; ribosome binding
Source: RefSeq, a predicted model, not a curated record
GCCCUGAGAAGGACCGCGCUAGGCAGGAAUGGGGUUUCCUAAACCAAGGGGAAGAGCGCUUCAAGAUCGGGAAGGCCAGGGUGGCUUAGGCAUAAAGGAAGUUUGGAAUGGAGUGAGGCCGGGAAGGUGCGAAGGACCUUUUGGCCUCCUGAAAGCUCUUGGUCUUUAAUCUUAAGGCAGUUUUAAGGUGGGCGGGCUCUGGGUGCGGGGACACCACCAGCGUUGCAGAGGGGAGAACUGAUUGCAGAGCUCAUGGUGUAACAGCCUAGUUAGGAGACCGAUGGGAAUCCAAAGGAGAGAUGGAAGAUGUCUUAAACUAGGGUGGUGGCAGUGGAUAUGGAGAGAAGUGGGUGGAUUUAUGGUGUUCGGAGGUAAGACUGAGGAGCCUUGGUGCUGGAUUAGCUGUGAGAGCGCGGGAGAGCAGAAGUGGACAAGACGAGCUGGCUCUGGACGGACUGAGGUGCUGGUCACUGAGAUAGGGAGUUCUGGAAGGAUGGCUGCCCUUUUUCUAAAGAGGUUAACAUUACAAACUAUAAAAACGGAAAAUACUUGCAUUAGAAGAUGUUUGGGUAAAUACGUCGUACAAAAGACGGCGCUGGCGGAGCCAUCCCACAUUGCCUCUGCCCCAAGACCGUCCUGCCUCAUUCACGCAAAAGCUUUUAGUACUGAAGACACCCAGGACAAGAGAGAAAAGAAAAAAAAGAAUGAAACAGCUUUUCGUAACGUUGGAAGAAAAAUUAACGAGCGCAUCAUUCAGGUGCUGGACGAGAAGGGCAACGACCUGGGCCCCAUGCACCGAGCGAACGUGAUCAGGCUCAUGGCCGAGCAGGACCUGCGGCUGGUGCCGAGGGACCCCAGCGCCGAGCCCCCGCGGUACCAGCUCAUGACGGGCACGCAGAUCUACCAGGAGCGGCUCCGGCGCAGAGGGAUGGAGAGGGCCGAGCCCAAGCCUGGACCCACCCUGACAAAGGAACUGACUUUUUCUUCAAAUAUUGGACAACAUGAUUUGGACACAAAGAGUAAACAGAUUCAGCAGUGGAUCGAGAAAAAGUACAAAGUUCAAAUUACAAUAAAGAAAGGGAAGGAUACAGAAGAGCCAGAAAACAGAAUGGAGGAGAUAUGUAAUCAAAUACUCCAGACUAUGCCUGGAAUAGCUACCUUCUCAUCCAGGCCACAGCCCAUCAGAGGGGGAAAGGCUGUGAUGUGUGUGCUUCGUCCCUUGAGCCAAAAGGAAGAGAACGCGUGCAGAUCAGCUCAGGGGACCCAGAGAGGAGACGCUCUGAACAGAGAAAAUGGAAACCACGGAGCAUCCAAUGCUCUGCACCAGUGAUUUUAAUAAAAACGUGCUUCUGAGAGAAAAUAA